This is a messenger RNA of Tachyglossus aculeatus (Australian echidna), 2383 nucleotides long. It is a transcript of the gene BRSK2, whose product is annotated as BR serine/threonine kinase 2. The record is from RefSeq and is a predicted model, not a curated record. Gene Ontology annotation, biological process: intracellular signal transduction; microtubule cytoskeleton organization; protein phosphorylation. Gene Ontology annotation, molecular function: ATP binding; tau-protein kinase activity; protein serine/threonine kinase activity. Gene Ontology annotation, cellular component: cytoplasm. Bases 76 to 2364 code for a protein of 762 amino acids. The transcript is spliced from 21 exons. Lineage: Eukaryota; Metazoa; Chordata; Mammalia; Monotremata; Tachyglossidae.
CUCUGGAGGGGAGCCCCCUCCCGCUCCCCCUCCCCGUCCCCGGGCCGUCCGGCCGGCCCCCGGCCUCCGGGAGCGAUGACCUCGACGGGGAAGGAAGGCGGGAGCGGCCCGCAGCACGCGCAGUAUGUGGGACCCUACCGCCUCGAGAAGACGCUGGGCAAGGGCCAGACCGGGCUGGUAAAGUUGGGGAUUCACUGUGUCACGUGUCAAAAAGUCGCGAUCAAAAUCGUCAACCGAGAGAAGCUCAGCGAGUCGGUGCUCAUGAAGGUGGAGCGGGAGAUAGCCAUUUUGAAGCUCAUAGAACAUCCUCACGUUUUGAAGCUGCAUGACGUUUAUGAAAAUAAAAAAUAUUUGUACCUGGUAUUAGAACACGUGUCAGGCGGGGAGCUCUUCGAUUAUCUUGUCAAGAAGGGGAGGCUGACGCCAAAGGAGGCCCGAAAAUUCUUCCGACAAAUCAUCUCCGCGUUGGACUUCUGCCACAGCCAUUCGAUAUGCCACAGGGAUUUGAAACCGGAAAACCUUCUUCUGGACGAGAAGAACAACAUCCGAAUAGCCGACUUUGGCAUGGCCUCCCUGCAGGUCGGCGACAGCUUGUUGGAGACCAGCUGCGGGUCGCCCCAUUACGCCUGUCCGGAGGUGAUCCGGGGAGAGAAAUACGACGGGAGGAAAGCAGACGUGUGGAGUUGUGGAGUCAUCCUGUUUGCGCUGUUGGUGGGGGCACUGCCCUUCGACGACGACAACCUGCGACAGCUCCUGGAGAAGGUGAAGAGAGGCGUCUUCCACAUGCCCCAUUUCAUCCCCCCCGACUGCCAAAAUCUGCUGCGGGGCAUGAUUGAGGUGGAUUCAUCCAAGCGGCUCACGCUAGAAAACAUUCAGAAACACAUAUGGUACAUAGGGGGCAAGAACGAACCGGAGCCGGAGCAGCCCGUGCCCCGCAAGGUGCAGCUGCGGUCCCUGCCGUCGCUGGAGGACAUGGACCCAGACGUGCUGGACAGCAUGCACUCGCUCGGCUGCUUCCGCGACCGCAACAAGCUGCUACACGAUCUGCUGUCCGAGGAGGAAAACCAGGAGAAGAUGAUCUAUUUCCUCCUCCUCGACCGGAAAGAGCGGUACCCCAGCCACGAAGAUGAGCACCUGCCCCCCAGGAAUGAAAUAGACCCCCCCAGGAAACGUGUGGACUCGCCAAUGCUGAACCGGCACGGGAAGCGUCGGCCGGAACGCAAGUCCAUGGAAGUCCUGAGCGUCACGGACGGCGGGUCCCCUGUCCCGGCCCGCAGGGCCAUCGAGAUGGCUCAGCAUGGCCAGAGUAAAGCAAUGUUCAGUAAAAGCCUGGAUAUCUCCGAAGCCAAUCCCAAAUUCAACCAAGAAGAAAGGACGGACAGUAUCAAUGCACUGGGGUCCCGCUCCAUCAGCGGAGCAUCCUCCGGCCUGUCCACCAGCCCCCUCAGCAGCCCCAGGGUGACCCCUCACCCCUCUCCUCGGGGCAGCCCCCUCCCCACCCCCAAGGGCACGCCCGUGCACACCCCGAAGGAGAGCCCGGCGGGCACCCCCACGCCCACGCCUCCGUCCAGCCCCAGCAUCGGCGGGGUGCCCUGGAGGACCAGGCUCAACUCCAUCAAGAACAGCUUCCUCGGAUCGCCCCGCUUCCACAGGCGGAAACUGCAGGUUCCAACACCGGAGGAGAUGUCCAACCUGACCCCAGAGUCAUCCCCCGAGCUGGCCAAAAAGUCGUGGUUUGGGAACUUCAUCAACCUGGAGAAGGAAGAGCAGAUUUUCGUGGUCAUUAAAGACAAGCCUCUCAGCUCCAUCAAAGCAGACAUCGUGCACGCCUUCCUCUCGAUCCCCAGCCUCAGCCACAGCGUCAUCUCUCAGACGAGCUUCCGGGCAGAGUACAAGUCCACCGGCGGGCCGGCCGUCUUCCAGAAGCCCGUCAAGUUCCAGGUGGACAUCACCUACACGGAAGGGGGCGGGGCGCAGAAGGACAAUGGCAUCUACUCCGUCACCUUCACCCUCUUGUCAGGUCCCAGCCGCCGGUUUAAGCGGGUGGUGGAGACGAUCCAGGCGCAGCUGCUGAGCUCCCACGACCAGCCCUCGGUGCAGCAGGUGCCAGACGAGAAGACCGUCCAGGCGGGGCGCGGCCCGGGCCCGAGCAGCCGUCGGGGCGAUGCCGAGGCUCGUGACUGUGGGGCCGGCGGGGACCCCCCCCAGGCCCUCGGCCGGGACGGAGAAGGCCCCCCGAGACCGCCAGCCUUAGCCCGGCCCGCCGGCCCCAGGCCCGGCCCCAGCCCCGACGACAGGCCCUGUAGACGGCGCCGCCCGCCCUCGGAGAGCCCCAGGGCAGGCCCAGGCCCCGGGAUGGGGUGACCACCACGUCCCCCUCCCC